AUGAAGUAAUAACAAAAUCCCAUUGGCUCUCUUUCUCAACUCAGUUUUCAGUUUAAGUUCCCACAGUAAUGAAUUUUGCUCCUUCCAAUGGACACCAUCGUUAACUCAGCGCUCGAAGAAAUCUGCGCGCAUGGCGAAUCUGGUCUUCCUGUCUCUAAACUCUGGCAAAAGUUACGGCCUUCAAUUUCAAAUCAAGGCCUUAAACUUUGCCCAAACGUCAAAAAGGUCCUUUGGUCGAACCUUAUUGACAUUCCAGGCCUUAAAUUCGAAUCCCAUGGCGUUGUUUAUAAUUCUCAGGAGGAUAAUUGUAUUCGAUCGGUGGAGCAAAGUGAGCGAUUGAAUUUGAAAAUUAUAGCGCCGGAUUAUAUGUGUGAUAAUUUCGUUGGAAUUUAUGAUAUUGAAGCCUCUGAUGCUAAGCUUUCUAAGCCUGAACGUCGUGCUCUUGGUUGCCUCGCCACUCUUAGAGGAAAUGGAAUCGCCCAAAAUGAGCUUGGUAAAGACUUUGACAUUAAAGGAAAUGACAUGUUCUACAUAUUGAAGAAGCUUGAAAGCCGAGGAUUGAUUGUCAGACAGUCAACAAUUGUUAGGACAAGAGACAUGGACGGAGAAGGGGACUUGAAAAAAAAUCCAGUUAAUACCAAUAUGCUCUACUUAUCACGCUACGCAAAGAAUUUGGGUAGUCAACAAAGGCUUGAGAUAACCAAGGGGGAUAAUUCCUUGGCGGAUAGUGAGAUCAUUGAUGGAAGAGAUGAAAAUAGUGGUGGUGUCGCUGAGGAAUCUCUUAAAGUAGAUGUGCAUGUAAAAGAUUUUCUUCCGGAACUAGAAGCUAUCUGUGAUAAGCUUGAAAAAGCUGAAGGAAAGGUCCUUGCUAUAACAGAUAUCAAGCAAGAACUUGGUUACCGAAUGACUUCCGGGCAUAGGCGAUGGAGAUUUGUUCUCAACAAGCUGAAGGAGGCUCAAGUGGUGAAGAAGGAAAAAGUCAUAGUAGACGGGAAGGAACUCGAGUGUAUAUAUCUAUUGAAGGCGUUUUCACGAAAACAUUUUGAGCAAAAAUCUAGCAUGCGUGGAUGUGAUGAUCUUGAUAAUGAAACAGCAAUGAAAAAGGCCAAGAGAGGUCACAUUUCGGACCUGCUUUUAGAGCUUCCUAUAGAGCAUCAGAUUUAUGAUAUGGUUGAUGCUGAGGGAGGUAGAGGGUUGCCAUUCAUUGAGGUGUGCAAAAGGCUGGGAAUAAACAACAAACAACACUAUGGUCGGCUGUUUGAUAUUAUUAAGAGAUUCGGAAUUCAUAUGGAGCCAGAACUCAUGAACAGGACCAAGGGUUACCGACUCUGGACGCCUGGAAACCGUAAUCCUGGAGCUUCAACUAUCACUCUGAAUGAACCAGUAGUAGACCCUUCGGAAAUUUCUGGGUGCACUCCACUUGGAACACAUUUAGAAUUUCAAGAGAACUCGGCAUUAGCUAUACAAGCAGUGGAUGCUUCAGUUCCUGAAGGUGACAGUGCAGCUAAUAGCGAAAAUGUAAACACAAGAAUCGAAACAAAAGUUUCUGAUGGCUUGGUGCUGGAUGAAAAGGAUGAAUCUGUCCCACUUUUUCUGAGCAGAUCACCGGACUCGACCAUCAAGGUAAGCAGUACCACUUCUGAUCCAGAUAUACAGACUGUGAGUGCAGCAUCACUGAAUGUUGCUCCAGUGGAAGCGCUGGCUCUUGCUGUGCCUACACCUUCAAGACGCCGAUCUUAUCCAAGGUAUCCCUGUCUUACAUUUGAUGCAGCCAAUGCAAAGAGGGAGCAGUGGAUACUUAAACUUCUACAGGAGGAGAAGUUCCUGGUUAGAUCAGAGCUAUACAGACGGAUUCAGGAUCUUGAGAAGGAGAAGACGACAAUGACGGACAGAAAGACCUUAGAUCGUUGUCUGAAUAGGCUCUUGCAAGGAGGACAUUGUAAACUUAUCAUUGUUUAUGUCCCUGUUCUAACAAAUUGCAAAAACAGCCGUCGGAUACAGGUGGUUUUGCACCCUUCGGUUUCUACUGUAUCUGCUGAACAGAUUCAUGAGAGAUUCAGGUCUUUUGAGUCACAAGUUCGCUCUCAAUCCUAUUCUCAAUUGGAAAAGGGAGAGCCAAUUCCUCAACUGAAUGAUCUCACUAGGACCCAUAAAAGCACAAAAUUGGAUAACCAAGCUGAGCGAGCUGAAGCCAUGCGUGCAAAUGGAUUUGUACUGGCCAAGAUGGUUCGCACAAAGCUUCUUCACGUCUAUCUGUGGGAAUAUGUGAAUAGUUUGCCUUGUUGUGAUGAUGAUUUGUCAUCUUUUAAAAACGGUCAUGACCUAAAAAAUCCUCAUAGUACAUGUAAAUUAAUUGAUCUAAAUGCAGCCAUUAAGGCCAUGCCGCUUGAACUGUUUUUACAAGUUGUUGGAUCUACUCAGAAGUUUGAGGAUAUGAUAGAGAAAUGUAGAAAUGGAUUUUGCCUUUCUGAUCUUCCUCUGCUGGAGUACAAGCGUCUGAUGGAUAUCUUAGCGAUUGGACGACUAUCAUGGUUGAUUGACAUUUUACGACGUUUGAAGUUGUUUCGGCUUGUAUGUGGUGGACAUCCAGAAAACACAGAAAAUCUCCCUCAUACUACUCUGACUCAUGCAUUGGAGCUUAAACCUUACAUUGAGGAACCUGUUUGCUCAGUGGGUUCAUCUCAUGUUAGUCAUUGUCCAGAUCUUCGCCCUCAUAUCAGACAUGACUUUGUUCUUUCUAGUAGAAAAGCUGUUGAGGAAUACUGGAACACUUUAGAGUACUGCUAUUCUGCUAGUGAUCGUAAAGCCGCUUUGCAUGCAUUCCCCGGCUGCACAGUUAAUGAGGUAUUUCUCUUCAAGUCAUGGGCCUCAGUUAGAGUUAUGACGGCUGAUCAGCGGGCUGAACUCCUUAAGCGUGUUAUUAACGAUGGCCCGCACAGAAAACUUUCAUUCAAGGAGUGUGAGGAGAUUGCUAAAGAUCUGAAUUUGACUUUGGAGCAGGUACUUCGAGUCUAUUAUGAUAAGCGACAACGAAGACUUACCAGAUUUGAGCGAGCUUCAGAUGCUGGAAAGGGCGAAAUUCAACCAAAUCAAGGUACGCCUGCAUUAUCUCCAAAAAAAAGGAAAAGAUCUGUAAAAGGGAAAUCCUCAAAGCAUGCAGAAGCUGGCAUCGAGUUUGGACAGCCCCAUCAGAUGCUUAGCCAGAUAGUCAAUGAGGAACAAAGCUCUUUCCUGUCUACUUCUUGCUCACGCACAUGCAGCUUGGAGGAAUAUCACGUAAGAGAUGAUGUGGUAGCUGCUGAAGAAUCAGAAUUACCUGAAGAUGAUGGGGUAGGGCGUGCUUUUCUUGCUAAAUGUGCCUUAUCAAGAGUAAAGCCUACACGCAGGGGAAAGUUUCAUUGGACAGAUGAUGCAGAUAGGGAACUGGUGAUCGAAUAUGCAAGACACCGAGCUUCUCUUGGAGCAAAAUUCCAUCGUGUAGACUGGGGAAAACUUCCAAAUCUACCAGCACCACCUGAUUCCUGCAGAAGGAGAAUGUCGGUGUUAUUGAGAACUAGUCCACAGUUCUGCGAUUCUGUUAUGAGACUGUGUAAUGUGCUUAGUCAGCGUUAUGUGCAUUACCUUGAGAAAUUCCAAAAUAAAACAUUGAACCAUGAGGGUCACCAAGCAAUGCACUGUGAUUUUUUUAAACUUACCUCAGACUUCCUCUCUCAAGAGCCGUGGGAUAACUUUGAUGAUGCCAAUAUAAAAUUGGCCCUGGAUGAUGCUCUGCGAUACAAAAAGAUAGCCAAAUCGGCGACCGUGAAGGAUGUUCAACCUUUCUUUGAUAAGUGCUCAGAUGUUAAUACCAAUGAAAGACAUGUUUCUUAUGGUCCUCAAUCAGUUUUACCACUUUCUGGUGGCCAAUAUGUUGAAAAUUUUCCUGGAAAGACUGAAGAUUCUAGUGCACCAUUAAGCUCAAAUAGGAUCUUGCAGAAGUAUGUGAAACUUACAAUUGGCGGUACCGCCAUUAGUAAACGGUUAUAUGAAUCAGUAGCUGUUGCUAAUGCUGCAGAGCUAUUUAAGCUCAUCUUCCUCUGUAGCUCAAAAUCUCCGCUUGUGCCGACCUUGCUUGCUGAAACUUUAAGGCGCUAUUCUGAGCAUGAUCUCUUUGCUGCUUUCAACUACCUCAGGGACAAAAAAGUUUUGAUUGGGGGAAAUUCCAAUAGUCCUUUUGUCCUUUCUCAGACCUUCUUGCAUUGUAUAUGUAUUUCUCCAUUCCCACCUAAUACUGGAAAAAGAGCUGCUAAGUUUGCUAGCUGGCUUUGUGAAAGAGAGAAGGAACUGAUCGCUGAGGGGGUGGAUAUUCCAAUUGAUUUGCAGUGUGGAGAUGUUUUCCACCUCUGUGCUCUACUUUCUUCAGGAGAACUAUCAAUUGCACCAUGCCUACCGGAUGAAGGUGUUGGAGAGGUGGAGGAUUCCAGAGUAGCUAAACGUAAAUACGAUGACGGUGAAUUUUCUGAGAGUGAUAGGUAUAAAAAGUUGAAAACUUCAACGGCUGGUGAUGGUGAGAUUUGUUCACGACGUGCAAAAGGUUUUCCAGGAAUUAGGUUGUGCUUGAGGCAUGCUGCAUUUUCAAGAAUAAAAACUAUGGAUUCACUCAAAGACAUUGACAAAUAUAAUCGCAUACUAUCUGUUGAAGAGCAUCAAGCCGUUACUACAUCAGGCGCUGAUCUUGGUAGUGUCUCAUUCGACUCAGAUGACCAAGUAAAUGAACUUCAUGAUAGUGAGGUCCCAUAUACUGCAGUUUCUCCCACCGAGUCACCAUGGCAAGCCAUGACUACCUAUGCUCAACAUGUUUGUUCUUUUGGUUCUUGCCCUGAACAGAAUUCUCUGGUACAUCCAGAAAUGUUUAGGUCUGUUUAUUCUGCUAUUCAAAUGGCUGGCGACCAAGGUUUGUGCAUGAAAGACAUCUCGAAGAUUCUAAAGAUGCAGGAGAAAAAAGUAUCGGAAGCUGUUGUUGAGCUGCUAGAAGCAUUUGGACGAGUUUUGAAGGUCAAUGCCUAUGAUUCUAUUCGGGUGGUUGAUUCUUUAUAUCGUUCCAAGUACUUUUUGACUCCAGUGGCUGCUAUUCAUCAAGAUGCUACAUUAUCUUCUUGUGGAGAUUCUGAAGCUAAAGUAGAUGAGUCUAUUACCCACAAUGGAGAAGAUCAUAAAGAUGUUGAGUUGCAGAAGGAAAUGAGUGGGAAUUCUGAUAAGGUACACAAAAUCACAAUUCUUAAUCUUCCUAAAGCAGUUGCUGAACCUUCCAGUGAAAAGCAAGCCAUCAAUGAGGCCAAAGGUUGUCGCCAUACCGAAGCUAGUUCACCCACAAGAAAUCACCCAGAAGAACCAUAUGAGCUCCGCUCUAAUGGUUUGCAUUUGUGUAAGCCAAUAUUGCCUUGGCUAAAUGGUGAUGGUACGACAAAUAAACCUGUCUACAAGGGACUUGUACGCCGUGUUCUUGGCAUAGUGAUGCAAAAUCCAGGAAUAGAAGAGGGUGAUAUUAUCAGGCAGAUGCAUGUUCUGAAUCCUCAGAGUUGCAGAAGUUUGUUAAACAUGAUGGUUCUGGACAACGAUAUCUUUGUGCGUAAGAUUCCUCAAACAAGACCAGCCGAGGCCCCAACGCUUCUUGGUAGUCUUCUUGGUGGCCAUUUCAAGAAGGCGAAGUUAAUUUCAAGGGAGCAUUUCUUCGCAAACCCCUCUAGUACACACCUCUUGUAAAGAACAAUAAGUAUGUAUUUGUGUGGGUCGACGUUGGAUCUAGUUAUUUAUUUGUUCUUCGCUUUUGUCUCCUAGUACGAAAACAGCCUCUCUGCCCUCCCAGGGUAGGGUUAAGAUUUGCGUAUACACUACCCUCCCCAGACCCCACUUGUGGAAAUUCACUGGGUUUGUUAUUGUUGUUUUUUGUCUCCUAGUAGUUGUUUGGGAUUGAGGCGUAGUAGUAGUUGUUGUUGUAGUCCCCUAGUGUUGAUCUUUUGUAUAGUAAUUUCUCUUGGAAAGAUGCUCAACUUGUAGACCAAUCAGACAUGCCAGUUUAGUUUAGAAGCAUUUUAUCCCCUAUUUAAUCCGAUAAACUUUUCCA
Molecule: messenger RNA, 6103 nt
Organism: Nicotiana attenuata
Lineage: Eukaryota; Viridiplantae; Streptophyta; Magnoliopsida; Solanales; Solanaceae
Exons: 17
Coding region: 88-5742 (1884 amino acids)
Biological process (GO): transcription initiation at RNA polymerase III promoter; 5S class rRNA transcription by RNA polymerase III
Cellular component (GO): transcription factor TFIIIC complex
Molecular function (GO): DNA binding
Source: RefSeq, a predicted model, not a curated record